Messenger RNA from Scophthalmus maximus (turbot), 1698 nucleotides. RefSeq names its product melanocortin-2 receptor accessory protein 2A-like. The coding region runs from base 348 to 1013 and encodes 221 amino acids. Gene Ontology annotation, molecular function: type 4 melanocortin receptor binding; signaling receptor regulator activity; corticotropin hormone receptor binding. NCBI's taxonomy places the organism in Eukaryota, Metazoa, Chordata, Actinopteri, Pleuronectiformes, Scophthalmidae. The record is from RefSeq and is a predicted model, not a curated record. The transcript is spliced from 3 exons. Gene Ontology annotation, biological process: protein localization to plasma membrane; regulation of adenylate cyclase-activating G protein-coupled receptor signaling pathway. Gene Ontology annotation, cellular component: endoplasmic reticulum; plasma membrane.
CCCAAUAGGUCGCUGCUUCUCCAUCAGGACGCACAUGAGGAUGCACGGGGGGGGGGGGGGGGGUUGCGUAACGGUGAAACGAUGGAUUUCCCCGCCAGUCCUCAGCCUUUCUGGCACGUUUCCAAAUGCCGGACCACGCGCGCAUAAGAUCUAAGGAGCUCGUUUGCGUAAUUACCCAAAUCCACACGCCGUGGACCCGAAAGCCAGCGCGGUUCUCACGUGCCUCCAUAAGAUUGUGCUUCGUAAACGCCAUGCAACAUUGAAACAUCUCAACAUCAAGCUUCCUUCGCGGGAUUGAUUUUGGUUCGUUUUGGCCGUCGUCAAGGUUCGUAGAAGACGGAGUUGAAAUGACCAACCGGAGCCAAACCGGCGCGCGUCGCGGCGACUACGUGUGGCAGUACGAGUAUUACGACGACGAGGAGCCAGUGUCCUUCGAGGGUCUCAAAGCGCACAGAUACUCCAUCGUCAUCGGCUUCUGGGUGGGACUCGCCGUGUUUGUCAUUUUCAUGUUCUUUGUCCUCACGCUGCUCACCAAGACGGGAGCGCCACAUCCAGAGAAUCCCGACUCCGCUGAAAAGCGUCACCAACCAGGAAGGUGUCUGGUGGACAUCGGCGGCCCCCAGGAUGAAAACGACAAAGCCUUCUCUCGUCCGCUGCUGGCGGAGUCCCGCUCGUAUUUUCAUUUUUAUAUCAACGAGGAGGAUCAGGGUCAGGGGAAGCAGAAACCGGAAGGCGUGAGAGCUGGAAAGCACGCCGGGGCUGGAGCCCAGCAGGGGACCUGCAACCGGCCCAGAGGAAUCAGCUCCCCGGGGAUGGAUGACAUGGAGGAGGACGUGGAGGGAGCCGGGGGACACCAAGAGCUCAGGGGACUCACUGAGGAGAGAAAGACGGACAGGGAGUGUGCCUCCCUCUCCCACUUCAACAUCCCCAACUUUGUGAAUUUGGAGCACAGUUCAACACUGGGGGAGGAUGAUUUGGUGUAUGAACCUCCGGUUCACUGUGACAUCCACUGAGGCUGUUUCUACAAAGAAACGGCAGGCGCGGACAUAUGUGGUAUUGUUAUAUUAUUUGCUCUCCUUUCACAGGGCCAUUUGUGACCCAGGUGGGGGAAACACACUCACCAGCCUCACACCAUCUACCUUUUUCUUCUUCCUCUUAAGCUUCUCUGCCUCGAGUGUUUUAAGGUUCAGAACGGCAAAUGAUCGGCACAAGCGAUGGUCAACAAUUCCUUAUUAAGUGCAGCUCCGUUAUAAAAAAAAGACAUUUCAUCCUGGAGGCAGAACUGCCUUCGCAAAAGGUACCUUUCACUUCGGCUCCUCUGGGAUGGAAGGUGGAUCCUGGACAAGAUGAAUUGCUGCACAGGACUAGAUAAAAAAGUAGUCACCAGGGAGCCAUGUUUUGUCAAAUUACUAUUCCUGCCUCGUUUCCUUGUGCAAUUCUGGCCAGAGAACAUUAUUUCCCCAACAAGACACAAAAUCGAUCAACCAAGAAGAUUAAAAACACAAUAUCUUUGCCUUAAAAUGGAAAAAAGAAAAGGUGAAGUGUACUUAAGCCAUUUAAUUGGUAGCACUGAAUCGAACAUAUCAUUGUUCUUUUACGGGGUGGGUGAACAGAGACCUUGGAUGAUAAUGUAACAUAAUACUUUGGGAGUCAGAAUUCUGUUGGACUUAAUAAAGCCUGUAAGGUUUUGGAAAUCAA